Molecule: messenger RNA, 954 nt
Organism: Dendronephthya gigantea
Lineage: Eukaryota; Metazoa; Cnidaria; Anthozoa; Malacalcyonacea; Nephtheidae
Exons: 1
Coding region: 1-954 (317 amino acids)
Source: RefSeq, a predicted model, not a curated record
AUGAUCGCGUAUCCCUGGAAAAAGGACCCAAGAUUGUUACCUGAUAACAGACAGCAAGCUUUGAAGCGACUCGAAUCAACAGAACGCCGUCUUGCAACAAACCCAGACCAAGCCAAAGCCUACCAGGAACAGAUGGUUCAAAUGGAAGAGAUGAAAUUCUCGCGAAAGCUAUCCACGGAAGAAAUGGAAAAGUACGAACGUCCUGUGCAUUAUAUAUCACACCAUGCUGUUAUACGACCGGAGAAAAAAAGCACGCCAGUCAGAAUUGUUUUUAAUUUGUCCGCAGUGUACAAAGGAAGCAGAUUGAAUGAUUAUUGGAGAAAAGGGCCUGACCUGCUUAAUGGCCUGUUCGGGGUGAUUCUGCGUUUUCGAGAGAAUGAAGUUGCGAUCAGUGGCGACAUAUCAAAGAUGUAUCAUCGCGUACGUAUUCCAGUUGAAGAUCAACACGUCCAUCGGUAUUUAUGGCGAGACCUCAAAGUAGAUCGAGAGCCAGACACCUAUGUGAAGACCGUAUUGAUGUUUGGGGAUAAACCGGCGCCAGCUAUGGCUCAGAUCGCACUCCAGAAAACAGCUGUAGAGAAUCAAGAGUUGUAUCCACAAGCGGCAAAAGCGAUCAAGGCCAACUCAUAUAUGGAUGACCUAUGUGAUUCACUCGAUACUAUACAGCAAGCUCGGAAACAAACUGAGGACAUCGACAAGAUUUUGAAAACUGGAGGGUUCUGCGUGAAGGAGUGGAUAUCGAAUAAGACACUGGAUGAAGAAACAAGCAAGAGAGAGAAGAAUCGAGAUUUCAAUUUGAAAGAAUCAUCUACUUUACAGAUAAUCAGAUUGUUUUGGCUUGGGUCCGUAGUCACGCUCGAAAUUACAAACCAUUCGUGUCGUCGAGAGUGGGAGAAAUACAGAGUAAUUCCGAUCCUGCUGAAUGUAGACACAUUAAUUGUUAACUUAACGUAG